AUGACGGAGUUCUCUGUUUACCAUGGAGAUCAAAAAGGUCACCAGUUUCCACCCAAUAAUCGCUAUGAACAGUUCCUCAGUGUAUGGAAGACAAUAUUUUCGCGCGUUGAAAAUCAGCUUAGAUUUCUCACUACAAACGUGUUUACUGAAGUUUUCAAUUUUAUAGAAGAUUCACACACUUCUUGGCUUUCAUUGCACAACUUGAUAACAAAUAACUUUGUCAGUUUAGAUCAAAUCCCCACAGCUCUCCUGUUGGCUGGUGUCAAUACUCCUGAUCAUUCGGUUAUUUAUGGCCACCUCCAAAAUUUGAUUUUACAGUCUGGUGGGCAUGUAGCUGUUAUCAGUCCUGGUGCUAAUACAACUAGUGUUCGUAGUCUUGUAUCCCUCGUAGUACAGCAAUUAUCUGACGAUUCUUGUCAACAAAGUAAAUGGUUUAGGAAUAAUGAAGAUUGUGAUGAUAAAAAACGUAGUAACACCGGUCAAGACGCUAAAGAAUCCAAAAAUAUUUUAAUGAAAAAUUUUACUCCAGCUACACGUUUCUCAUAUUUGGCUUUACUAGAAUGGUAUUAUUAUUCUGGAACGAGAAAUUCUUCUAAUCCUAACGUGACUGAAUCCAAUGUAGAAUUUAAAACACCAGCACCACCGACUACACCUCGUCUCCGUUCACAACGUAGUGUCAGUCAACCAAGAUCUCGUAGAUCAAAUCAACCUUGUUCCAUGUCAUCUGAUUCACCUAGGUUGAGUACACCAACUAAAAGAAGUCAAAGACUUAGUCUACGUUCUAAUGAAGUUAGUAAUACUUUGAAACAAGAACCAGUCGACAAUCUGUCAACAUCUCCAGAAUCAGCCAUACAUUCUGAAUUAAAACAACAUUCAACAUUACUCAGACCUCUAGUUAUUAUUUUUACAGAGAUUGAAUCUGUUCCUGUACAAGUUCUGUGUGAUUUUAUCGAGUUAACUUCUCUAUAUGUGGCCGGUCAAGUUAGAGGUCGUUCAUACUCAUUGCCGAUUAGUUUUGUUUUCGGUUUGUCUACAAUCCCUGAGAUUGGAUUUGAACCACGUUUUAGUGCAUCCAUAUUAAGUCGAUUAACAAUUCGACAAUUUGCUGUUCCUUCACCGACAGCAUUUUUAAAUGUUGUGUUAAAAGAAAUAAUACAAUUCCCUGGUGUACAUCCAACUUAUCCUGUAUUGAAUUAUUUAAUGGAUGGAUUAUUUCUUUGUUUAGAUUAUUCAGUGAAAAAUUUUCUACAACGUUUAAAAUUUUGUAUGUUAGAGCAUUAUUUAAAAACUCCACAUCCUGAAUUAUUAUUUCAAUCAUCACCUGAAUCAAUCUAUCAUUAUUUAACAUCAUUAAACUCUAGUGAUUUAGCUCGAAUCCUAUCGAUGGAUUAUCCUUCAUUAACAAAUUGUAUUUUACAUCAAGAAUUAAAUUCAACUCUUCCUAUGAACACUGAUUUAUCAUACUCAACAGAACAAACAACACAGCUAUCAUCAUCGCUGUCGCCGUCUUCCGUGAAUAAUGAUAAAUUGAUUCAUAAAAUUAUAGAAUAUUUACAAAAUCAUUGGAAAUUACAAUUUCUCAUUUCAUACAUAUUGAAUUGGUUAUUGAUUAUUAUGAAACCAGUAUCUGUUCGACCAUUGGGUAAACAUAUUGGAGAUUUAUAUCGUUUAUGGUUGAAAAAUGGUUUAGUCAAUGCAGAAGAAUUCAAUUUAACAAUAAAUCUUUUAUGUGGAGUGUCUAAAGAACAUUUAAUGAGCGCUAUACAUGAUGCGUAUAAUUUUCUUUUAAAAGAAUCUUCUUUAAUUCAACCGGAAAAUUCUACUUUCCUCUGUUGGUCACCAUCGAUUCUAUCAGAAGGUAGAAAAUGUUUAGAAAAUUUAGCUGAAUCAACUCUUUCUUGGUAUACAAAAUUGUCUAUGGGUUGUCAAGAAACAUCGUCAGCUGAACAAAAAACAGUACAAUCAAAUCAAGCAUUGUCAAUCGAUAAUAGCGCGUCAACUAUGCCUGUUAAUAAUCAUGAGAAUAAUUCAGUGAAACCGAUUGUUGAAUUCAGUACAAAAAGAAAAAUUAGUUUACGUAAUUUACGUCAGCAUUUACAAGAAUACGCAACCUCUUCACCGAAUCGUCCUUUAUCGGCUAUCACUGCAGCAGCAGCAGCAACCAAAACAACAACUCCAACUACAACGGCGACUGAAACUACACCAACUGUACAACAACAAACUCAUUGGGAUAAAUUAAUACGUAAAGAAUUUUUUCAAUGGUUACAAAUGAAAUUGACUGAAUUCAUUCCAUCCUAUCAUGAAUUACCAUUGUAUGAAAUAUUCUAUGGUCCUUUUGUUAUGAAAGAAAAUGAUUCAACACAUCAGUCAUCAUGCAAUACACAUUCUCAAUUAGCAUUAUCUAUACGACGUCGAUUGAAUCCAUCAUUCCAGGGUUGUUUACAUAAAGCACUUGUUAAUCCUGGUGUAUAUUUACAGAUUGCUGAAUUGAAACUAUCAAAUUCCAAUAGUUUUUCACCGAAACUAUUCGAUUUAUGCAUUUUGUAUAAAUUAUUAAUGGAAACAACCAAAAUGGUCAAUUUAUACGAUUGGCUUAUGGCAUUUGCAACUAUACUAGGCGAAGCGGUUGAUACGCAAAAUCCUCCAUCACAAGAGAUUCAAUGUCGUUUUUUACAAGGACUAGCUGAAUUACAAUAUUUAGGUUGUAUUAAAUCAACUCGUCGUAAAUUAGAUCAUGUUAUACGUUUGACAUGGAUUUCUAAUCUUGUAUAAAAGCAUCAUGUUCAUUGGGUGGUUUUUUUUUUUUGAAUUCUUUUCUCUUAACAAAUAACAUCAACAUGAGAAUAGAAUGCAUCAUUAUUUAUU
Molecule: messenger RNA, 2865 nt
Organism: Schistosoma turkestanicum
Lineage: Eukaryota; Metazoa; Platyhelminthes; Trematoda; Strigeidida; Schistosomatidae
Source: the annotation of a GenBank genome assembly